Molecule: messenger RNA, 3215 nt
Organism: Suncus etruscus (white-toothed pygmy shrew)
Lineage: Eukaryota; Metazoa; Chordata; Mammalia; Eulipotyphla; Soricidae
Gene: CASP2
Product: caspase 2
Exons: 11
Coding region: 56-1432 (458 amino acids)
Biological process (GO): proteolysis; regulation of apoptotic process
Molecular function (GO): cysteine-type endopeptidase activity
Source: RefSeq, a predicted model, not a curated record
UCCGGGUUUGUGUGGCUGGUGGGCGGGUGCUCCCGCAGCCCGGGAAAAGUGGGAAAUGGCGUCGCCGCGCGCGUCCUCCCGGCCCGCCCUCCACUCCAAGGGGCUGAUGGCUGCGGACAGGGGGCGCAGGAUGUCUCGGACAUGUGGCAUGCAUCCCGACCAUCAGGAGGCCCUCAAAAAGAACCGAGUAGUGCUGGCCAAACAGCUGUUGCUGAGUGAGCUGUUAGAACACCUCCUCGAGAAAGACAUUAUCACCUUGGAAAUGAGGGAGCUCAUUCAGGCCAAAGUGGGCAGUUUCAGCCAGAAUGUGGAGCUGCUCAACUUACUACCCAAGAGGGGACCCCAGGCUUUUGAGGUCUUCUGUGUAGCCCUGAGGGAGACUAAACAGGGCCACCUAGAGGAUCUGCUACUGGCCACUGUCUCUGACCUUCAGCACAUACUCCCACCAGUCCGGAGCCCCAAAAAUCUGAGCUGUGACUAUGAUGUGAGCUUCCCUUUCCCCGUGUGUGAGUCCUGUUCCCCUCACAAGCGGCUUCACCUGUCUCCAGGUGCUGUGACACAUGCCCUGGACAAUGGGGAUGGUCCUCCCAGCCUGCAUGUGAAGCCUUGCAGUCCUGAGUUUUAUCAAACGCACUAUCAGCUGGCCUAUAGACUGCAGUCUCAGCCUCGGGGCUUGGCACUGGUGCUGAGCAAUGUGCUCUUCACGGGGGAAAAAGAUCUGGAAUUCCGCUCUGGAGGGGAUGUGGAUCACAGCACUCUCAUCACCCUCUUCAAGCUCUUGGGCUACACCGUCCAUGUUCUCCUUGACCAGACCGCACAGGAAAUGCAAGAGAAGCUACAGAACUUUGCCCGGUUGCCCGCUCACCGCCUCACCGACUCUUGCAUCGUGGCGCUCCUGUCUCAUGGCGUUGAGGGUGGUGUCUACGGAGUGGAUGGCAAACUGCUCCAGCUGCAUGAGGUUUUCCGACUCUUUGACAACGCCAACUGCCCGAGCCUCCAGAACAAGCCGAAAAUGUUCUUCAUUCAGGCCUGCCGUGGAGAUGAGACAGACCGUGGGGUUGACCAGCAGGACGGAAAGAACCAGGCAGUGUCCCCCGAGUGCGAAGAGAGGGAUGCUGGGAAAGAGGGGAUGCUGAAGGUGCGCCUGCCCACACGCUCCGACAUGAUCUGUGGCUAUGCCUGUCUCAAAGGGACAGCUGCCAUGCGGAACACCAAACGGGGUUCCUGGUAUGUGGAGGCCCUCAAGCAGGUCUUCUCGGAGAGAGCCUGUGACAUGCACGUUGCUGACAUGCUGGUGCAGGUGAAUGCACUUAUCAAGGAGCGUGAAGGCUACGCCCCUGGCACGGAGUUCCACCGGUGCAAGGAGAUGUCUGAGUACUGCAGCACCCUGUGCCAACAUCUAUACCUGUUUCCAGGACACCCCCCAACGUGAGGACUCGCACAUGGAUAGAGAGCCUUGACAUCGCCUUCCGCCUUUGGAUGCUGGUGUCUGGCCUCCCUUCAGGGACUGGAUAGACAGCACUGUCCCCGGAAGCUCUCCCUGAAGCUCAGCUUAGGCUGGACUUCCCUCCCAGGGUGCUGGGCACCUGGCAGGUGAUUUGGCGGACCAGUCUCUUUAUGCUGAGGGGAUACCUGGGCUUCCUGGAUGUCUCAGGUCUUCUUUAGGUGGCUCUUGGGUGAUUGCUUUGUUACACAAGUUAAGCUGUCUCAGAGGCCGUCUUCCAUUUCUGUCCUGCCUUAUUGUCCCAGAGAGUUUGGAGGUUGCCCUAAUGCCACACAGCCGUUUUCCACUUCCCAUCUGGAGGGUUCCAGUUAGCAGGACUGCAGCAAGCUUUGUUGUGUGGGAAAAAUCUGUGUCUCCCUGGGUGCUACCAGGCCACCUGGGAGGACAGUCUUCUCAAAGCCACUUUGGAUUUGCAGUGAUUCAGCCUUUCAGCAGAGUUUAAAGUUUGCUGCAUGUCCAGUAUUUGAAAGCCACUGAUCUCCACCUAGGAAGAUUCCAAGGACCAUUGGAUCCCGAUCCUUCUCUGGGCUUUGUUGCUGAAUUAAGCCUGGCACAGGGUUUGGGCAGAGGCAGCUAAGUGCAGUGAUUUUACUACUUUGAUCUGCCACCUUUUCUUUCUUCCUAAGACAAAUGUCUCUAGCAAAGUUUCCUCCAUACCACCUCCUCAUUUGUGUUUCUUCUACCUACUUUUUAUCUCAUUUACUGUCCACCACCAGAUCUACUAAAAUGCUACUGAAUUGGCUCUUUUCGCAAUUCUGAAGAGUAAUGAAAGGCAUCUCCUGCUUUCUCCUGCAGUGUUAAGUAGCCCAUGGUUUUACAGGGCCUAAUUCUCUUCCAUCGGGGAACACAUUGAUUGGUGUGUAGGAUGUUUGUUUUACCCUUGUAGUCUUAUUUGUACGGCCAGAGAUGUUCCCUUUAGGUCUUUUUUAACUUCAUUCUUUCCCACACCAGUCAGAAAUUUGACUUUGGAAGGCUUUUUAGAAGGUUUUAGUUUUAGAACUAGUUUCAAAACUAUCUUGUUUAGAUAAUCACAGAAUGAUCAUCUCCGAGUUCCACUCCUGCCAGCUCUUGGUCUAUUUGUCACUUUUAUUAUUCAACUCAUAGUUUAAAUGUUGCCUUGUGGAGGCUUUUUUAGGCUAUUUGAGAAGACGGACUGUCUUCUUUGUAUUGUUACUAUGCCCUGUUUGUUUUCUUUCUUUGCAGUUAUCACAGCUUGUGGUUACUUGUCUGCUUGCUUUGUUUCUCUUUUCCUACUACGGUGGUAAGGCCCCAUAAGAGCCGAAAUCUUUUUUGGUCCACCAACCUAACCCAUGCACAGAGUAGGUCAUCAACGCAUGCCUUUUACAUAAAGUAAGAGAGAAUGGAACCGGUCUGAGUCUUCCCUCUGACAGAACUUUCCUUUUGACAACACACACUGAUUAGUAUUUGUGCUGUUUCUGUGUGUCCUGUUUUAUCCACUGAUAUUAUUAGCUCCUGGAGACGAAGUGUCACAUGGGAGAAGGCUCCGCACAGCUCCCACGGUGCCUGACAUUCUGCUCGACCUAUCCUAGUCCAGGUGCUUGAUAAUAUGUGCUCUGUGAGCCAGGGGGUUGGGAGACUCAUUUCAAGUCCCACCCUGGGAUCAGUUUCAUAUUUGGGUGAUAAAACCUUUCCGCUUCCCACUGCCAGGAUUGGGUAUCACCAUCUGGUGCCAAAUAAAUGUUCAUAUUUA